AUGUUGGAGCUACAAAAUGAAAUAAAAUCUUUCGAUUUUUCAUUUAUUAAUAAUCUAGCAAAAAAUAAACACAAAAAAGCAUAUCAAGGAAUUGUACAAUAUGGAACAGCGGGUUUUAGAACAAGAGCAACAAGCCUUGAUCAUGUGUUAUUUCGAAUGGGUUUGUUAACUGUUUUACGUUCACAAGUUAAAAAGGCAACAAUUGGAUUAAUGAUAACUGCAAGUCAUAAUUUAGAAAUAGAUAAUGGAGUCAAAGUUGUUGAUCCCAAUGGUGAAAUGUUAGAAACUUCAUGGGAAAUUAUUGCUACAAAACUUGCCAAUGUUGAAGAUGAUAAAGUUAUAUCAAUAUUACAAGAAAUUAUUAAAGAACAGAAUAUUGAUACAAGUCUUUCUGCAUCGGUUAUAAUUGGUAGAGAUACGAGAAGUAGCAGUUUAAAUUUAUCUCAAGCUGCUGUAAGUGGUAUCAAAGCUAUGAAUAGUAAAUUUAUAGAUGUUGGAGUUGUUACUACACCACAGCUUCAUUACUUCGUUGUAUCCAUGAACAAAAACAGAGAUUAUGGUAUUCCUGCAUUAGAAGGGUACUAUAAGAAGAUUAGUGAAGCAUAUAAAAAAAUUAUAGAAACCACAAUAAAUAAUGGUAAAUAUUCAAAUAAGGUACAACUUGAUGCUGCUAAUGGAGUUGGUGCUCUUGCAAUCAAAGAAUUAAAAAAAUAUUUGAAUGGUGCACUUAAUAUUGAAAUUUAUAAUAGUGGAGAAGGGCAGCUUAAUUAUAUGUGUGGAGCAGAUUAUGUGAAACAAAAAAAAAUUUCUCCCCUUAACAUUCCAAUAAAUCCAUAUGUAAAAUGUGUUAGUAUUGAUGGAGAUGCAGAUCGCAUUGUUUAUUAUUAUAUUGAUAAAUAUAAUCAAUUUCAUCUAUUGGAUGGAGACAGAAUAGCUAUUUUAGUAGCUGAUUAUUUAAAGGAAUUACUUCAACAAAGUCACUUAAAUCUACAAUUAGGUUUAGUACAAACAGCAUAUGCAAAUGGGAAUUCAACAGUAUAUAUUUCUGAUACUUUGAAUAUUCCUGUUGCAUGUGUACGUACGGGAGUGAAAUACUUACACCAUAAAGCUCUUGAAUUUGAUAUAGGGGUUUACUUUGAAUCAAAUGGCCAUGGUACUGUAGUGUUCAAUGAAUCUGCUAUUAACACAAUUUAUAUGACUGCUAAUAAUAAUAGUUUAUCAUCAAUUCAACGAAAAGCAGCUCAGACUUUAAGCUAUGUAAUUGAUGUAGUCAAUCAAACGGUAGGAGAUGCUAUUAGUGAUAUGCUAUUAGUUGAACUUAUUUUACAUGCUAAAGGAUGGGAUAUAGUUACUUGGAAAAAAAGUUAUAGUGAUCUUCCAAAUAAGCAGGUAAAAAUUGAAGUUCAAGACAGAAAUGCUAUUAUAACUACAAAUGAAGAAAGAUGUUGUAUAAAACCUAAAGAGUUACAGAAAGAAAUUGAUAAAAUUGUAACUAAAUAUGAAAAAGGAAGAUCUUUUGUUAGAUCGUCAGGAACAGAAGAUGUAGUACGUAUAUAUGUAGAGUGUGAAAAUGACUCUGAUAUUGAUAAAAUGGCUGCAGAGGUAUCACUAGCAGUUUAUGAAUUAGCUGGAGGUAUUGGAAUAAAACCUAUUAUACCAGAAUCAAAUAAACAAAUUUAACUUAUUUCCGUGCUUUAAGAAAAAUUAAAAUAUCUUUAAU
This is a messenger RNA of Ceratosolen solmsi marchali, 1720 nucleotides long. It is a transcript of the gene nst, whose product is annotated as phosphoglucomutase 3-like protein nst. The record is from RefSeq and is a predicted model, not a curated record. The coding region runs from base 1 to 1680 and encodes 559 amino acids. Gene Ontology annotation, biological process: carbohydrate metabolic process; UDP-N-acetylglucosamine biosynthetic process. NCBI's taxonomy places the organism in Eukaryota, Metazoa, Arthropoda, Insecta, Hymenoptera, Agaonidae. The transcript has 8 exons. Gene Ontology annotation, molecular function: phosphoacetylglucosamine mutase activity.